AUGUCUGCCAAAACAGCCAACGGCAAUGGGAGGAAGAGGGCCUCUCCCGCCGUCAACUUGAUUGCCGGUGGUGGUGCCGGUAUGAUGGAAGCUCUUGUCUGCCACCCUCUGGAUACUAUCAAGGUCCGCAUGCAGCUCUCGCGGAGAGCGACCGCCCCCGGUGCCAAGCCCCGUGGCUUUGUGGCCACCGGUGCGGAGAUUGUGCGUCGUGAGACUGCCCUCGGUCUAUACAAGGGUCUCGGCGCCGUGCUGGGAGGUAUUAUUCCGAAGAUGGCCAUUCGAUUCACCUCCUACGAGUCGUACAAAGGAGCUCUGGCGGAUGAGGAUGGCAACGUGACCAGCAAGGCCACUUUCCUAGCUGGUCUCGCUGCGGGUGUGACCGAAGCCGUGGCCGUCGUCAACCCCAUGGAAGUCGUCAAGAUUCGUCUGCAAGCACAGCACCACAGUUUGGCCGAUCCCCUUGACACUCCCAAGUACCGCAGUGCGCCCCACGCCCUGUUCACCGUGAUCAAAGAAGAAGGCUUCAGUGCUUUGUACCGUGGUGUCUCCUUGACGGCCCUGCGACAAGGAACCAACCAGGCCGCCAAUUUCACCGCAUACACCGAGCUCAAGGCCGCGCUUCAGCGCGCCCAGCCCGAGUACAGUAACUCCCAGCUGCCCUCCUACCAGACCACCCUCAUCGGUCUCAUCUCCGGUGCCGUCGGCCCCUUCUCCAACGCCCCCAUCGAUACCAUCAAGACUCGUCUCCAAAAAACCCGCGCCGAGCCCGGCCAGUCUGCCGUUACUCGUAUCCUGGUGAUCGCGAAGGACAUGUUCAAGACCGAGGGUGCCCGCGCCUUCUACAAGGGUAUCACUCCCCGUGUGAUGCGUGUGGCUCCUGGCCAGGCCGUCACUUUCACAGUGUAUGAGUUCCUCAAGGGCAAGCUUGAAAAGUCCAAUUGGGCUUUCGUCGGCGGUUCAUUUGAGGAGUAA
Messenger RNA from Penicillium macrosclerotiorum, 972 nucleotides. RefSeq names its product putative succinate:fumarate antiporter (Acr1). The coding region runs from base 1 to 972 and encodes 323 amino acids. The record is from RefSeq and is a predicted model, not a curated record. Lineage: Eukaryota; Fungi; Ascomycota; Eurotiomycetes; Eurotiales; Aspergillaceae. Gene Ontology annotation, biological process: fumarate transport; transmembrane transport; succinate transport. The transcript has 4 exons.